AGAUAAGUCAGGGAGGAGACAGAGCGGCUCUAGGCGCGCCACAGAGAGGAGCGAGGCGCAGGAGGCAGCAUGGACUGGCAAGACCACAGGUCGACCACCGAGCUGCGCAAGGAGAAGUCCCGGGAUGCGGCUCGCAGCCGGCGCAGCCAGGAGACCGAGGUGCUGUACCAGCUGGCCCACACGCUGCCCUUCGCACGCGGCGUCAGCGCCCACCUGGACAAGGCUUCCAUCAUGCGCCUCACCAUCAGCUACCUGCGCAUGCACCGCCUCUGCGCCGCAGGGGAGUGGAACCAGGUGGGAGCAGGGGGAGAACCACUGGAUGCCUGCUACCUGAAGGCCCUGGAGGGCUUCGUCAUGGUGCUCACCACCGAGGGAGACAUGGCUUACCUGUCGGAGAAUGUCAGCAAACACCUGGGCCUCAGUCAGCUGGAGCUCAUCGGACACAGCAUCUUUGAUUUCAUCCACCCCUGUGACCAAGAGGAGCUUCAGGACGCCCUGACCCCCCAACAGACCCUGUCCAGGAGGAAGGUGGAGGCCCCCACAGAGCGGUGCUUCUCCUUGCGCAUGAAGAGUACGCUCACCAGCCGCGGGCGCACCCUCAACCUCAAGGCGGCCACCUGGAAGGUGCUGCAUUGCUCUGGACAUAUGAGGGCCUACAAGCCCCCUGCACAGACUUCUCCAGCUGGGAGCCCCGACUCAGAGCCGCCACUGCAGUGCCUGGUGCUCAUCUGCGAAGCCAUCCCCCACCCAGGCAGCCUGGAGCCCCCGCUGGGCCGGGGGGCCUUCCUCAGCCGCCACAGCCUGGACAUGAAGUUCACCUACUGUGAUGACAGGAUCGCAGAAGUGGCCGGCUACAGUCCCGAUGACCUGAUCGGCUGUUCCGCCUACGAGUACAUCCACGCGCUGGACUCCGAUGCGGUCAGCAAGAGCAUCCACACCUUGCUGAGCAAGGGCCAGGCAGUAACAGGGCAGUAUCGCUUCCUGGCCCGGAACGGUGGCUACCUGUGGACCCAGACCCAGGCCACAGUGGUGUCAGGGGGACGGGGCCCCCAGUCGGAGAGUAUCGUCUGUGUCCAUUUUUUAAUCAGCCGGGUGGAAGAGACCGGAGUGGUGCUGUCCCUGGAGCAAACGGAGCAACACUCUCGCAGACCCAUUCAGCGGGGCGCCCCCUCUCAGAAGGACACUGCUAACCCUGGGAAUAGCCUUGACGCCCCUGGACCCCGGAUCCUCGCCUUCCUGCACCCGCCUUCCCUGAGCGAGGCUGCCCUGGCCGCUGACCCCCGCCGUUUCUGCAGCCCUGACCUCCGUCGCCUCCUGGGACCCAUCCUGGAUGGGGCUUCAGUAGCCGCCACUCCCAGCACCCCGCUGGCCACACGGCGUCCCCGAAGUCCUCUUUCGGCUGAUCUCCCAGAUGAACUACCUGUGGGAACAGAGAAUGUGCACAGACUCUUCACCUCCGGGAAAGACACUGAGGCAGUGGAGACAGAUUUAGAUAUAGCUCAGGAUGCCGAUGCUCUGGAUUUGGAGAUGCUGGCCCCCUACAUCUCCAUGGAUGAUGAUUUCCAGCUCAACGCCAGCGAGCAGCUACCCAGGGCCUACCACAGACCUCUGGGGGCUGUCCCCCGGCCCCGUGCUCAGAGCUUCCAUGGCCUAUCACCUCCAGCCCUUGAGCCCUCUCUGCUGCCCCGCUGGGGUAGUGACCCCCGGCUGAGCUGCUCCAGCCCUUCCAGAGGGAACCCCUCAGCAUCCUCUUCCAUGGCUGGGGCUCGGAAGAGGACCCUGGCCCAGAGCUCAGAGGACGAGGACGAGGGAGUGGAGCUGCUGGGAGUGAGACCUCCCAAAAGGUCCCCCAGCCCAGAACCCGAAAACUUUCUGCUGUUUCCCCUCAGCCUGAGUUUCCUUCUGACAGGAGGACCAGCCCCAGGGAGGCUGCAGGACCCCAGCACCCACCUCCUGGACCUGAAUGAGCCCCUGGGCCUGGGCCCCUCACUGCUCUCUCCAUACUCAGACGAGGACACUACCCAGCCCAGGGACCACUUCCAGCCAACGGCAGGCUCGGCCCAAGCCGACUGAGCCGCCUCCUCUCCCCAUCUGCCUUCUCCUCCCCCAGAGAGGACCUCAACCACACUCCAAGCCGGCAGCCAACGCACAGGAUGGGGAUGCCAGGAGAGGGGCCCCUCUCCUCUCUAUGUGCCCCCUGCCCACCUCGGGCCUACCUCAGCCCUCACCCCUCUGCCUGCUCCCAAUCUGGGGGCUCUUUGGGGUAGUCUCAGCUCAGUGACCUCUGGGAGGGGGUCCCUGGCUCCCUCCUCCUCCUCUCAGGAUUUCUCUUGGGGUUCUCAAUACUUGGUUACCUCAUUAUCCCUUUCUCUGCCUCUCUUGGCUUUAUUUUGGGGAAUUAGGGGUGGGGAGGGUUGGCGGGGGGUCAUAUCUGUGUUUCCAGGUUCUGGGGAGAACAAUGAUCCACAGGUCAGUGUGAUCACAUUUCCUUCU
Mandrillus leucophaeus (drill) is the source of this 2493-nucleotide messenger RNA. It is a transcript of the gene HIF3A, whose product is annotated as hypoxia inducible factor 3, alpha subunit. The coding region runs from base 70 to 2073 and encodes 667 amino acids. NCBI's taxonomy places the organism in Eukaryota, Metazoa, Chordata, Mammalia, Primates, Cercopithecidae. Gene Ontology annotation, biological process: cellular response to hypoxia; regulation of transcription by RNA polymerase II. The transcript is spliced from 15 exons. Gene Ontology annotation, molecular function: RNA polymerase II transcription regulatory region sequence-specific DNA binding; DNA-binding transcription factor activity, RNA polymerase II-specific; protein dimerization activity. The record is from RefSeq and is a predicted model, not a curated record.